AUGACUUCAAACGCGGCUAAAUGGUUCCCACCAGCGCCCACAACGCCCAAACCAACGCUCAAGGUCUACAAUUCGUUGACGCGUCAAAAGGAAGAAUUCAUCCCUGCAGCCGGAAAUCUCGUCAAAUGGUACAACUGCGGUCCGACUGUCUACGAUGCCUCGCACAUGGGCCACGCCCGCAACUAUGUGACCCAGGAUAUUCUGCGACGCAUUAUGGAGGACUAUUUUGGCUACGAUGUCCACCUAGUCAUGAAUAUCACCGACAUCGACGACAAGAUCAUCCUCCGAGCCCGACAUCAGUACCUGAUUGACGAUUUGAAGAAGAGAAACCCUUUGCUCAAUCAGGAGCUCAUCGACAUGACUCAAGACUCGUGGGAGAAAUAUCUCAAAGGAAAGGUCCUGAAGAGUAUCCCCUCAGCCGAGCUUGAAGCGCAAUCCAGUCAUCUCGCUGCUCAGUGGCAGUACGUCCAAGCUCGUGUGCUUGAUCCGAGCUGGCUACAGGAAGCACUUCAGAGGGACGAAAAGUUUUCAAUGCACAUUACUACCCUGGAAACCUCAUUCUCUGCCCUCGAGGUAGCCAGGAUGCAGAUGAAUGCAGGAUCCUCGUCGGAGACGGCAGCUGCGACCCUGAUAGACAAGUCGAAAGAUACCCUGGCUCUCGUGCUAGACGAAGAGCUCAAGCAUACUGUGUCUGAUCCGGCUAUAUUCCGAUCAACGGCAGCAUUUUGGGAAGACUCGUUCAUGGCUGAUAUGGCCCGUCUUCGAGUCAAGCCUCCAACCACAUUGACCAGAGUCACAGAAUAUGUCCCUGAGAUUGUCACCUUUAUCGAGAAGAUUAUCGCAAAUGGCUUUGCGUACAGUGGCGAGGAUGGCAACGUUUGGUUUGAUAAAGCCGCGUUUGACGGCGCGCCAACUCAGGAAUGGAAGCAUGAAUACGCCAAACUUGCGCCAUGGAGCCGCGGAAACAAGGCACUACUCGCUGAAGGAGAAGGUGCCCUGACAUCGUAUUCGAGCAAGAGAUCACCCGAAGAUUUUGCUCUCUGGAAAGCAUCAAAAGCAGGAGAGCCAGCUUGGCCGUCACCAUGGGGCCAAGGACGACCUGGGUGGCAUAUCGAGUGCUCCGUCAUGGCUACUGAUAUUCUUGGAGAGUCCAUGGAUAUUCAUUCGGGGGGCAUAGACCUCUUGUUCCCGCACCAUGAUAAUGAACUCGCCCAAUCAGAGGCGUAUCAUAACAACGUUCAGUGGGUCAACUACUUCUUACACACUGGUCAUCUUCACAUCGCUGGUUUGAAGAUGAGCAAAUCACUCAAAAACUUUAUCACCAUCGAGGAAAUGCUGGAGACAUGGACACCACGUCAAGUUCGUCUGUCCUUCCUCUUGCAGCUAUGGAACAGCAGGCUCGAUUGGAACGAAAGUCUCCAGACAGAGGUCAAAGCACGAGAAACAGCACUUGAUAAUUUCUUCGUGCAAACAAAAGCAUUGGUGUCAGAGUGGGAUGCUGCGCCGACCCCUCAGAACGGUACAUGGAAGUACGGCAAAGAUGAGAAGGAUCUGGCCGCAGAGUUGUACCGUGCGCAGCAUACCUUCCGCACGGCGCUCUGCGAUUCCUUCAACACACCUCAAGCUGUACAGGCUUUGAACGAUCUCGUCUCCUAUACCAAUGUUUACCUCAAACGUGGGCGAAGUGCUACGAAUAUUUCGUCCAUUCGACAGGUCGCUGGGUGGAUCACAAAGAUGCUACGCAUGUUUGGUCUCGGUGAAGGGUCGCCACAGGAGAUUGGAUGGGGUGCUUCAACCUCCGCUUCUGGUGGAGAGGAUGUCAGCGCAGAUAAAGAGACAGUACUCAUGCCCUAUCUGCGAGCAUUGUCAACAUUCCGGGACGAAGUUCGCAAAAAGGCAAUGGCAAAGGAUCCGCACUCAGAGUUCUUAGAGCUAACGGACCGUCUACGAGAUGAGGACCUUGUUCCUCUCGGAGUUGCCCUUGACGAUCAAGAAGAUGGCAAAGCACUCGUCAAGCUCAUGCCACCCUCUGUCCUCAUCAAAGCAAGAGACGACAAGAAGGCACUCCUCGCGGCUAAAGCAGCUCAAAAGGCGGCUCAAAAGGCAGCCGCCGCUCAGCAACAAUUGGCCAAACUGGAGAAGGGGAAGUUGAGUCCAGAGGAAAUGUUCAAGCCACCGAAUGUCCCAGAAGGAACGUAUAGUGAAUGGGAUGCAAAGGGGAUUCCGGUGCUUGACGGAAAGGGUGAGGAGCUGAGCAAGGGACAGAGCAAAAAGCUCGCAAAGGCUUGGGAGGAACAAGCGAAGCGACAUGAUGCAUGGCUAGCGCAUCUUUCUCAACGGGAGGGUCAAUCGAAAGAGUAG
Molecule: messenger RNA, 2361 nt
Organism: Serendipita indica DSM 11827
Lineage: Eukaryota; Fungi; Basidiomycota; Agaricomycetes; Sebacinales; Serendipitaceae
Source: the annotation of a GenBank genome assembly